UCCUCACACACUCCCCCCUCCCCCCACUACUCCUUUCGUCUCCAACCCCUCGCCGCCGCCGCCACCCAAAACCCUACCCUUCCCCUCCCCGUAUUCUAAUGGCGCUGCAACCAAUCCGGCACAGCUGCUAGCAAUCGACUCCCAUCAUCCGCGCGCGUCGAGUAGCUCCGUGAACCUACCGCAGCCUCUCCUCUCUCUCUCUCUCCGGCGCCGCCCCCCCCCCCCCCCCCCCCCGCGUCUCGCCAUGGCGACCCUCAACAUGUUCGACAUCCUCGGUGCGGACGACAACGACGACCCCUCGCAGCUGCUGGCCGCGGCCGCGGCCGCGGCGCAGAAGGCCGAGGCGAAGAAGGCCGCCGCCGCCGCGGCGGCGCCCGCUGGGAAGGCGGCCCAGGCCGCGUCGGCCGCCGCCAAGUUCCCCACCAAGCCCGCUCCCCCCACCCAGGCUGCGCGGGAGGCACGGGGUGGUGGUGCACCAUCACGUGGAGGAUUUGGCCGUGGUGAGCGUGGCCGUGGCAGAGGUGGACGGGGAUAUGGCCAGAACCGUGAUUUUGGUGGAGACAAUGCCAAUGGCUACCAGGGUGGUUACGGUGGAGGCUAUGGAGAUGGGGCUGUUGCUGCUGGUGGAGAAGGUGACAGGGAGAGAGGCCCUCGAGCUCCAUUCCAUGGAGGUAGGCGUGGUGGCUACCGAAAUGGUGAAUAUGGGGAUGAUUCUGAGAGGCCGCCCCGGAGAAAUUAUGAGCGCCACAGUGGUACUGGCCGUGGUUAUGAGAUGAAGCGUGAUGGUGCAGGGCGUGGGAACUGGGGAACUGCUACUGAUGAGGCUCUUGCACAGGAGACUGAGGAAGCCUUGAAGGUUGAGGAGAGUGCUCCUAUUGCUGAGAAACAGGGUGAGCAGGAUGAUGCUCCAACUGGAGAGAAGGAUAACAAGGAGGGUGCUGCAAAUGAGGAAGAAGAGAAGGAAGAGGAUAAGGAGAUGACUCUUGAGGAGUUUGAGAAAUUAAGGGAGGAAAAGCGGAAAGCUCUUCUUGCUUUCAAGGCUGAAGAGAGGAAGGUUGAGGUCGAUAAGGACCUGCAGUCUAUGCAGCCACUUUCUACCAAGAAAGGAAAUGAUGAAAUUUUCAUUAAGCUGGGUUCUGACAAGGAUAAGAAGAAGGAAAAUGCUGAGCGCGAUGAGCGUGCCAAGAAGUCUGUGAGCAUCAAUGAGUUCCUGAAGCCUGCGGAAGGAGAAAGGUACUAUGGCGGCCGUGGUCGUGGAAGGGGGCGUGGAGAUCGUGGCGGUCGUGGAUAUGGUGGUGGUUACCAACGUGGCCCAUAUUCUACAUCUGCACCAUCCAUUGAAGAUCAGGCUCAGUUCCCAACCCUUGGUGGGAAGCCGCGUGCGUGAACGGUCUAAGAGCAUCGCAGCAUUGUUUUUACUGGUGUCACCUUUAAAUUUUGCCCGCAGUUGAAUCAUAUUGUCACGGUUAAUCGGAACAAAUAAUGGUGUUGCCUGUGCCUUUUUUCCAUCGUGUGUUGGUCUACUUUGUAUACCGGAGUUGCUUGUCAGAAUUAGCCUCUAAUUUUGUAGGCUAGCUUUUACCAUUUUGUUAAAAAUCUGCAUUCCUUGCAUGUUUAUUA
Oryza sativa Japonica Group (Japanese rice) is the source of this 1620-nucleotide messenger RNA. RefSeq names its product RGG repeats nuclear RNA binding protein A. Gene Ontology annotation, cellular component: nucleus; cytoplasm. NCBI's taxonomy places the organism in Eukaryota, Viridiplantae, Streptophyta, Magnoliopsida, Poales, Poaceae. The record is from RefSeq and is a predicted model, not a curated record. Gene Ontology annotation, molecular function: RNA binding.